AUGCCAUUGAUAUUUCCACUUGCCAAAGUUCCAAUGUCGAUAACUGAUUUUCUUCACUCCCCAGUUGUCGUCAUUGCUUAUUCUGCAUGGCCGACCGAGGUGGUCAGCUUUCGAGACAUGGUGCCCUGUUGGGCUGCGAGGGCUGCUAGCUUGCAAAAGCCCCGCGGCGGCACGGGAGACAUUUUGGAUCCAGAACUUCAAGAAGUCCUCACCGACAAGCGAACGAGUAGGAGGGUCUUCCGCUGCGCCCCAAGCACGCAAGUCUCGGAAAACGCAAAGCGUGCGCGGGCGAUCCUAGUAGGAAUCCCGGUAAUGCGGGCCUCGGUAUUAGAGCACCCCGGUUUGGGUGAUGCGGAGCCAUUUAUGUUCCUCACAACCCUGGCUUGGGCCAGCGGAGACGGCAUAAUGAGAUGCGGGUGCGACAUCUUCAGAGAGUUGUCACACAACCAAAAGACAACCUGUCACCAAGCUGUCUCCAAUCCAACGGAAACAUUGACAGGAGUCAAGUUGGCAGAAGAAAUGGCGUCAGACUUCUCCUUGACACCACCAAAAUAG
Messenger RNA from Colletotrichum lupini, 555 nucleotides. RefSeq lists its product as uncharacterized. Lineage: Eukaryota; Fungi; Ascomycota; Sordariomycetes; Glomerellales; Glomerellaceae. The record is from RefSeq and is a predicted model, not a curated record. The transcript has 5 exons. The coding region runs from base 1 to 555 and encodes 184 amino acids.